CUCCAUCAAAUCCCCUAGGUUGUUUUCCCGCCAAAACUUUUCCCAGUUGUUUGUCUCAUUGUUCGUUGAUUUUUGUGUUAAUUUGUGUCUCAGGAUGGACCCCCAGGAGCUCGACCAGCGCCUCCGCGACAUCCAACGCGAAUACUUGGACUUUCUCGACGACGAGGAAGACCAAGGCAAGUACGCCACACUGGUCAAAAACAUGGUUGCUGAUCACAGUUUGAGGCUUGUGGUAAAUGUCAAUGACUUGCGGCGUAAAAAUCCAACGAGGGCCUCCGCCCUCCUCACCAACGCUUUUGAGGAGCAGUCGGCGUGUCAAAAAGCCCUCAAAGAGUAUGUGUACACCGUCGCGCACGAUUAUGCAAAGGACCACGAUGAGUUUUUCAUUGCUUUUGAGGGGAGUUUUGGGAAUAAGCAUGUUACUCCAAGGACGCUAACGUCGCGGUUUUUGGGGAAUUUGGUCUGUGUUGAGGGGAUUGUCACGAAAUGCUCGUUGGUGCACCCGAAGGUCGUAAGAAGUGUCCAUUAUUGUCCAGUGACAAAAAAAGUGAUGGAGAGGAAAUACACAGAUUUGACGUCUUUGGACGCCUUCCCCACAUCAUCGGUGUACCCCACUAAAGAUGAGGAUGGCAAUUUAUUGGAGACUGAGUUUGGGCUUUCAGUUUAUAAAGACCAUCAGACUAUUUCUAUUCAGGAAAUGCCUGAAAAAGCCCCAGCGGGGCAGUUGCCCCGCUCCGUUGACAUCAUCUGCGAUAAUGACCUCGUUGAUAAGUGCAAACCGGGGGACCGAAUCCAAGUCGUCGGUAAUUACCGCUGUCUCCCUAACAAACAGGGGAGCUUCACCAAUGGGAUUUUCCGUACUGUGGUGAUUGCGAACAAUGUGUCCCAAUUGAGCAAAGAGGCGAACCCCUCGAUCUCACGUGAAGACGUUGCGAAAUGCAAGAAUUUGGCAAAAUCUAACAAAAACGUUUUCAAUUUGUUGGCCAAAUCAUUAGCGCCCUCUAUACACGGCCAUGAGUAUAUUAAAAAGGCGAUUUUGUGCCUUCUUUUGGGCGGAGUUGAAAAGGUUUUGCCCAAUGGGACACGACUGAGGGGUGAUAUAAACGUGUUGUUGAUUGGUGAUCCCAGUGUUGCCAAAUCGCAACUCCUUAGGUAUGUGCUUUGCACCGCCCCUCGUGCUAUCCCCACCACCGGUCGCGGUUCCUCCGGUGUGGGUUUAACCGCAGCGGUUACAACCGAUCAGGAGACCGGUGAAAGGCGUCUUGAAGCCGGGGCUAUGGUCCUCGCUGAUCGUGGGGUUGUUUGUAUUGAUGAAUUUGAUAAAAUGUCGGAUAUGGACCGAACUGCCAUCCAUGAGGUUAUGGAACAGGGACGUGUGACUAUCGCCAAGGCCGGUAUCCAUGCCAGUUUGAACGCCCGAUGUUCGGUUUUAGCCGCCGCCAAUCCGGUUUAUGGAAAGUACGAUCAAUAUAAGACACCAAUGGAAAACAUCGGAUUGCAAGAUUCGCUUUUGUCACGUUUUGAUUUGUUGUUCGUGAUGUUGGAUUCGGUUGAUGAGGAUCAUGAUUCGAUGAUUUCGGAUCACGUGGUUAGAAUGCAUAGAUAUAGGAACCCUGGGGAGCAAGACGGCGAAGUGCUCCCAAUGGGCUCAAGCGUCGACAUGUUAAGCACCAUGCGCCCCGACGAGGUCGACGACGACAAAGUGACCCCCAUGUAUGAGAAAUACGACGCCCUUUUACACGGCACAAGUCGCAAAAAAACCGAUAAAAUCCUAAGUGUCGAUUUUAUGCGAAAAUACAUCCAUUUCGUGAAAAUCCUCAAACCGACGUUGACCGAACAAGCUUCGGAAAUAAUCGCCGAUGAGUACUCCAAACUCAGGUCGGAGGACAUGCUCGAGAACCACGUCGCGAGGACACAACCGGUCACGCCCCGUACUCUCGAAACCAUGAUCCGGUUGGCCACGGCCCACGCCAAGGCCCGCAUGUCUCGCGUGGUGGCCCCCCAAGACGCCCAUGCCGCCAUCGAGCUGGUGCAAUUCGCCUAUUUCAAGAAAGUUCUAGAGAAGGAGAAGAAAAAGAGGCGCAGGAACUCUGAGUCGGACUCUGGAGAGGAAGAAAUGGACGAAGAAGAGUCCCAAAGGGUGAAGAAAUCGCGACAAGUGGAAGAAAUCGAUGAAGAAAUGCCAACUCAGGAGUCAGAAACAAUGGAAAUUGACUCAACUCCUGCGACUAUCACUAAUGAGAGAUUGACUCAGUUUCGUACAGGGCUCCAUCGGGCCUUCCGCGACAUUAGGGCGCAGUCUCUGAGUGUGGCCCGCAUCCGUGACACCCUCAACACCGACAAUACAGCCCCCUUCAGCCAGGGCGAAAUCCAAGCAGCCAUCGUCCGCAUGACCGAAGACAACCAAGUCAUGAUGUCGGACGGAAUCGUCUUCCUCAUCUAACUUCAAUAAAACACUUAUUUUUUUUUACAAAAAAA
Messenger RNA from Tribolium madens (black flour beetle), 2478 nucleotides. It is a transcript of the gene Mcm3, whose product is annotated as DNA replication licensing factor Mcm3. The transcript is spliced from 10 exons. Gene Ontology annotation, cellular component: nucleus; MCM complex. Gene Ontology annotation, molecular function: single-stranded DNA helicase activity; ATP hydrolysis activity; single-stranded DNA binding. The record is from RefSeq and is a predicted model, not a curated record. Gene Ontology annotation, biological process: double-strand break repair via break-induced replication; DNA replication; mitotic DNA replication initiation. NCBI's taxonomy places the organism in Eukaryota, Metazoa, Arthropoda, Insecta, Coleoptera, Tenebrionidae. Bases 95 to 2443 code for a protein of 782 amino acids.